This is a messenger RNA of Chenopodium quinoa (quinoa), 2197 nucleotides long. Its product is annotated as glycerol-3-phosphate 2-O-acyltransferase 4-like. The transcript is spliced from 3 exons. Bases 360 to 1865 code for a protein of 501 amino acids. Gene Ontology annotation, biological process: cutin biosynthetic process. Gene Ontology annotation, molecular function: phosphatase activity; glycerol-3-phosphate 2-O-acyltransferase activity. Gene Ontology annotation, cellular component: membrane. Lineage: Eukaryota; Viridiplantae; Streptophyta; Magnoliopsida; Caryophyllales; Amaranthaceae. The record is from RefSeq and is a predicted model, not a curated record.
GAAACAUAUCUUAAAGUUCCCACAACACGCUAAUACACCAAAUAGUAGGAGCAAUAAAUAAAACCCAUUUAAUACACCUUCAACUUCCAACCCACUCUUGUUUCUCCUUUCUUCUCCUUCUUUUCAAUCUUCCUUUUUCCUUCACAUCUUUUCUUCAAUUCAAUUCACUAAAAAAAAAACAAACAAAGUUUAUAUUACCACCUCUUCUUUCCCAACCGUUGGCCAACCCACACCCUCCAUUUUCUCUCUCCUCAAAACUCAAUUAUCCUCCAUAUAUAUCCCCCCAUUUCACCCUUUUUCUUCAUUCAUAAUAAUAAAUCCACCCCCCCCCCCCCAACCAAAAAAAAAAAAAAAAAAACAUGGGUAAGUUGAAAUUCCCUCCAAUUUCUGAAUGUAACCCAGAAAAAAAAUCAUACAAAAGUGUUGCAGCUGAUUUAGAUGGAACACUGUUAUUAAAAUCUUCCUCUUUUCCUUACUUCAUGUUAGUAGCUGUUGAAGCAGGAAGUCUUUUACGAGGGUUUUUCCUUCUUCUAUCACUGCCCUUCAUUAUAUUCUCCUAUUUAUUCGUCUCGGAAUCGUUAGCCAUUCAGACUAUGAUCUUCAUUUCCUUUGCCGGUCUUAAGGUCCGCGAGAUCGAGCUCGCGGCACGGGCCGUGCUCCCUAGGUUCUACGCCGCGGAUGUAAGGAAGGAUAGUUGGGAGGUGUUUGAUAAGUGUGAAGGUAAAAAAGUUGUUGUCACCGCUAACCCGACUAUUAUGGUUGAAACCUUUGUCAAGGAGUAUUUGGGUGCUGAUAAGGUGUUAGGAACUCAGAUUGAGGUUAACCCUAAGACUAAGAAGGCUACUGGUUUUGUUAAGGGUAGAGGUGUUUUGGUUUGGGAGAAGAAAAAAGAGGUUGUUUUGGAGGAGUUUGGUGAUGACUUGCCUGAUCUUGGACUUGGUGAUCGCGUUUCUGAUCACGAGUUCAUGUCUCUCUGUAAGGAAGGGUACAUGGUGCACAAAGACAAAUCAGCAAAGGCAGUAGCACAAGAUCAAUUAAAAUCAAGGAUCAUCUUCCACGACGGAAGGCUAGUACAACGUCCAGACCCAAUAAACGCAUUGAUCACCUUCAUAUGGAUACCAUUCGGGUUCAUCCUAGCCAUAUGUAGAGUAUACUUCAACCUGCCACUACCCGAGCGCAUCGUACGAUAUACAUACGCUAUGAUGGGAAUUAAACUCGUGAUUCGAGGAGAUCCGCCACCACCUCCGUCACCAGGGAAACCCGGGAACUUAUACGUGUGUAAUCAUCGGACUGCCCUUGACCCUAUUGAAAUUGCUAUUGCACUUAAGAGGAAGCCUGCGACUGUUACGUAUAGUGUGUCCAAAUUUUCUAGAUUUAUAUCUCCAAUCCCAGCCGUUGCUUUGACUAGAGAUCGUGUGGCUGAUGCUAAUAUGAUUAAGGCUUUGCUUGAGAAGGGUGAUUUAGUCAUUUGUCCUGAAGGAACUACUUGCCGUGAGCCUUACUUGCUUCGCUUUAGUGCUCUCUUUGCUGAAUUGAGUGACAGAAUUGUUCCAGUAGCAAUAAACUGCAGGCAAAACAUGUUCUAUGGGACAACAGUAAGAGGGGUUAAAUUUUGGGACCCUUAUUUCUUCUUCAUGAACCCAAGACCAACAUACGAAAUGACCUUCCUAGACAAGUUGCCGCCGGAGAUGACGUGUCAGGGAGGCGGAAAGACACCAAUCGAGGUGGCGAACCACGUGCAAAAGAUGUUGGCCGGGGUGCUAGGGUUCGAGUGCACUCAGUUCACUAGGAAGGAUAAGUACAUGCUGCUUGGUGGCAACGAUGGCAAGGUUGAGUCUAUCCAUGCUGCUAAAAAAUCUAUUUAGAUUUUUAAUAAAAGGCUUGUUAAAAGAUUACAAAAAUUAAUCAUGUUUUAGUCAUGUUUUUUUGGGUUAAUUAUUGGUGAAAUUGGAAAUUGGAAGUACAGUUUGAUAGUAUUGUUUAGUCAAUCAUCGUUUAUAAUUUAUUUUUUUAUUAAUGUUAUUGUUAUUGAUUGUUGUAGUUUUUUUUUUUUUUUUGAAUUGGCUAUUUGAAUUUUGUACCCAAAUAAUUGUGAUUAAGGUCUUUAAGGGUGCAUUAGUAGUAAGUUAGUAACUACUACUCAAUUUUAUUUGUAUCCUUUUAAAACUCUAAUUAUCAACUUUAUUUUGUUAGAGUA